AUGGCCAAGAAGGCACGUCAAAGAAUCAGCUAUGUUCUCGAACGUGCCGAUAAGCAGGUCGGAGGCCACAAACUCGGUGUCAAUGGCCUCGCCGUCGACCGCGACCAGUCAAUCCUCUAUUCCGGAGGCCGCGACGGUACGAUAUGCGCCUGGGACCUGAACCUCGACCUGAAUGGCAAGGGCGCACCCUCUGCGACCGGCUCGACCUCGAACGACGCCUCCAAGUCCAAGAACACCACCAGAUUCCGCGCCCAGACUCUCGCUCAUACUAACUGGAUCUGCGACAUCGCGCUGGCACAAAGUAACGCCGCUGUCAUAACUGCGUCCCAAGACCAGAUCGUCAAGCUCUGGCGACCGCACGCGAACCAGAACGACGAACCCCACAAGAUCGGAGAACAUGCCGACUACGUCAAGUGUGUCGCGUCGCCGGGGCAGCAAUCUUCCUGGGUGGCCACUGGCGGCUUUGACCGGAAGGUGUAUCUGUGGGACUUGAAUGGCGGCGGGAAGACGCUCGAGAUCGACACCAAGGGCGAGGAGGUUCCGGAGAAGGGCUCUGUCUACUCGCUUAGCACCACGGAGAAUAUGCUGGCCUAUGGCGGCCCCGAGUCCAUACUGCAUCUCUGGGACCCCAGGGCCGGGAAGCGCAUCACCAAGUUCCGCGGCCACACAUCUAAUAUACGGUCCAUAUUGCUGAGCGCCGCGGGCGACAUGGUCAUGACGGGCAGUGCGGAUCAGACGGUCAAGGUCUGGAGCGUCACCGCCGGCCGCUGCAUGCAUACCCUCACCAUGCACAACGACAGCGUUUGGUCGCUCUACUCCGAGGACCCCGAGCUCUCCGUCUUCUACAGCACUGACCGCUCCGGCUUGAUCGCAAAGACCGACGUUCGGGGGACCAUGGGGGAAAUGGAUGAAGGCCUCUCCCUCGCUGUCGCGCAAGAGCAUGACACGGUCUUCAGGGUCGUGGCUGCUGGCGACUACAUGUGGACCGCAACUCAACGGUCAUCCAUCAAUCGCUGGCAUAACAUCGACACAGGGGCCGAUAUCCCGCUACCAGAACCGUUCAAACAACAACGAGCCUCAAUUGCGGCCAACCUACCGCACUCGACGUCAUCGCCUGUUGCCAACGGCAAGGCCAAGGAGAUCCCAGCAAGAUCUAUCCUCAGGAUUUCUAACACAGCGAGAUUCCCCGCGCCUGAGCUUGCUCCGAAUGCAGACGCUGACACACAGACUAUUGAGUCUGUUGUCCAUGUAUUGGAGCCAAUACAGCACGUACCAGAGGAGACAAUCGAAGGCCAAUUUGGCCUUGUCAAACACCGUCUACUGGCUGACAAGCGGCGGGUACUCACUCUGGACACAGCGGGUGACGUCCUGCUGUGGGAUUUAAUACAAUGCAAACCGGUUCAAAGCUUUGGAAAGAAGCACCUCGAGGACGUUGAGCCUUUGGUUAAUACCCUUGAGAACGUGUCACCUUGGUGCUCGGUCGACACAAGUUCUGGCAACCUCACAGUUGUCCUGGAACCUUUCAAUUGUUUUGACGCAGAACUGUACGCCGAUGAGCUGGUCUUGGAUGAGCCUGUCGAUUUCAGGGAAGAUCAAAGAAUCAACCAUGGAAAGUGGAUCCUGAGGUACCUCUUCUCGAAACUUAUUGAUGAAGAGAUCAGGCGCGACGAGGCUCAUCGUGCCAAGCUGAACGAGACGGUCGAGAAAAACAUCGCAGCAGCAAAGAUGAGGCCUCCCGUCAGCAUCACGAUACCCACCUCUUCGACAAACUGGGAACAGGCGGCUGAAUCCCCAAUGACACCCAGAGCAAAUGGCUCGCAGUACCCACCUAUGACACCAGGCAUGGGCAUCGGGCUCGCGACUCCCGGGCUUCCUGGAGUCAAGGAGGAAGGUGGAAACUCCACGCUCCCUCUGGACAAGAGGACAUCUGUGACGAGCCGCCCGUCUCAGGAAAGGGAAGACUACUUCACCAAUGCAAUAGUAUCAGCAGAUGGCAAUCAGGCUGCGAAACCCGCGACCACCCCAGCCGAGCAGCCAGCUGAAAAUGGCAAAGACAAGGAGAAGGAGAAAGAAAAGGAAAAGGAUAAAGAUAAAGAUAAAGGCGAGGCCAAACAGCCGAGCACGCCCUUCGGCAAGAAAUUUCGCAUGGGAAUGUCAUUCGGCACCAAAAAGCUUGGCCGUUCGGCCUCGUCAACAGCAACAGAGAAGCCAGCGAUUACAGAGGAGAAGACGGCCGAAUCGGAGUCGUCAUCAAACCACGAGCCUGAGAAGGAGUACGACGACAACUUCCUCGGCGUGAUCGAGAAGAUUCAAGAUGAGUAUGGAAAGCAACUAAUCGAUAGCCCGGAAAAAGCCGUCGAGACGAGAGUCACACCCAGCCUCACCAACGAAACACCGGUGCUCAAGCUACCGCCGGGAACCAAGGUUAUCAUCCAAGAGGAAACCUCAGGAGGCAGCGCGGAGUUAUACCGUGGGACGAUCGAGACGGUCGGUGUCGAUGCCGACGUCAUCGAGAAAUGCGCACCGCAGUGGCUGGGUGAGGUACUGCUGCUCAACACUGUCCCGCAGAAGGAGCCUGUCAAGGUAUCCUUCGUGUUACACCCGUGGCCGGACUCGGGACUGCCGAGCCUCGCGUCUGCGGACGGAAACAACCGCUUGAACGCAAACAAGAUGCUCCGGGUGAGGAAGAUCUUGGCGUACGUGGCGGAGAGGAUUGAUCCCACCUUUGAGCAACCCGAGAACGAGGCAGAGCCGAAUCCCGAUGUGAUGAGGGCGGAAGAGUAUCUUGAGCUCUAUUGCAACGAGCAGCUCCUGCCAAUCAACAUGACACUCGCGACUCUGCGUGCCUAUAUAUGGAAGGGCGGUAACGACGUCGUUCUAUACUACAAGGCCAAUGGGAAGAAGGAGAUUCCGUUGCCACCACCUGAACAGCCGGCGGCUCCAGAGGAAGAGGUUCCGGCAGCUGCUCCUCCUGCUGCCGCUGAAGGCCUGGGUGGACAAGCUGCCGCAGCAGCAGCUUAG
Messenger RNA from Diaporthe citri, 3021 nucleotides. RefSeq lists its product as uncharacterized. Bases 1 to 3021 code for a protein of 1006 amino acids. The transcript has 6 exons. Lineage: Eukaryota; Fungi; Ascomycota; Sordariomycetes; Diaporthales; Diaporthaceae. Gene Ontology annotation, molecular function: ubiquitin binding. Gene Ontology annotation, biological process: protein deubiquitination; double-strand break repair via homologous recombination. The record is from RefSeq and is a predicted model, not a curated record.